Messenger RNA from Cryptococcus wingfieldii CBS 7118, 891 nucleotides. RefSeq names its product solute carrier family 25 (mitochondrial citrate transporter), member 1. The transcript has 6 exons. Bases 1 to 891 code for a protein of 296 amino acids. Gene Ontology annotation, biological process: mitochondrial citrate transmembrane transport. The record is from RefSeq and is a predicted model, not a curated record. Lineage: Eukaryota; Fungi; Basidiomycota; Tremellomycetes; Tremellales; Cryptococcaceae.
AUGUCCACAGCAGCCAAGGGGUCCAAGGAAAAGCCGAUUGCAUCUCUCCUCGCGGGAGCGACUGCGGGAGGUGUCGAGGCCUUCAUCACUUUUCCCCUCGAGAGCGUCAAAACGCAGCUGCAGUUCGGUGCCCUCAAUGGCGACAAGCCAAUGUCACCCUAUACAGCACUCAAGACUACGAUACAACAACGAGGUGUGAAGGGUCUAUAUGCUGGUGUCUCUGCGGUGGUCAUUGGAAAUGCUGCCAAGGCAGGUGUGAGGUUUACAACCUAUGAUCAAUUCAAGAGUCUCUUGAAGGACGAUGAAGGCAAAUUGACAGCUCCCAGAUCGAUGCUGGCUGGUCUUGGUGCGGGCAUGUCGGAAGCUGUCAUUGCGGUCACUCCCUCGGAAACCAUCAAAACCAAGAUGAUCGAAGACUCCAAGCUCGCGCAACCCCGGUACAGGGGUCUCGUCCACGGUGUCCAGACCAUCAUCAAAGAAGAAGGCUACCUCGGUAUCUACCGAGGUGUUGGACCGGUCAUGCUGAGGCAAGGAGCCAACUCUGCUGUGCGGUUCUCGAGUUAUUCGACCUUGAAGCAGCUUGCGCAGGGAAGUGUGGUGCCCGGGGAGGACAUGCCGGGGUGGAUGACUUUUGGCAUCGGAGCGGCGGCAGGCAUUGUGACUGUCUAUUCUACCAUGCCAUUCGAUGUCGUCAAGACUCGGAUGCAGUCCAUCCACGCCAAGCAGGAAUAUCGCAACGCCCUUCACUGCGCUGCGCGUAUCUUUAAAGAAGAGGGCAUCUUCAAAUUCUGGGGUGGUACCGUCCCCCGGCUGGGACGACUUGUCAUGAGCGGCGGUAUCAUCUUUACCGUGUACGAGAAGGCGUACCCCGUCGUGGCUUCUGUGCUUUAG